GAAGGACCUCAACCCGCUAAGACUAAACGCGUAAGCACUAGCAGACAACUGAGAAGCUCACAAAAUCCUACUCCGUAUUCUGAAAUUGCUCUAUGCGAUUGAGCGAUUCAGGCCUCACUUCUCGCCUCGCCAUUACCGCCGGCCGCCAUUUUGCAGCGACAAGCAGCCCAGCCAAUUGCCGUCCGUCCGCCAGAGAUCUGCCUCGCCAGUCGCCGUCCGCCAGAAUUUACAGAAAGCCUGAAAGCGGGGCCGGUAACCCCAAAAUCUCUGAAUUCCAGCAUGCCCGACGCCGUUUCUAUGGCAAACAAUUCCUUGCCCGGAAACACCGUCUCUCCUUCGCCAAUUUUAAUCGACGGGUGUGAGGAAGACGCGGUUUUGGCUCGAUCCAAAUUCUUGCAUCGGAUGGAGGUUUUGCGGCGGCGCAGUCGUCGGGUCAAGCAGCUGACCCGAAUAUACCGGGAUCACUACUGGGCUUUGAUGGAGGAGGUGAAGCUCAAGUACAGAGAGUACUAUUGGGAGUAUGGGAAAAGCCCUUUCCUGGAAGACAAUGAAGAGAAUAACAUAGCCAUCACAGGGACAGGGGAGAACCCCAAUCCCAAUCCCAACCUCAACUCCAACAAUCCUAUCAGUAAUAAGUGUGGGAUAAUUACUUGCAAGUCGAAGGCCAUGGCUUUGACGAGGUUCUGUCAUGCGCAUAUCCUAUCAGACCCCAACCAGAAGCUCUACAAGGCUUGCAAUUAUGUGAAGAAAACUACUGCAACAGGGCCGAUGUUCUGUGGGAAUCCUGUCUUGAGAUCCAUUGUUCCUUCUCUCUGCCAUACCCAUUUAGAGAUGGUAGACAAAUAUGCGACGAGGGCCUUCAAGAAGGCCGGGCUGAAUAUAUCUUCAACCACUAAGUUUGCUCCGAAGUUGCAGGUCAUACUUGUGGAGUAUGUCAACCGAAUUCAGAACAAGAGGAGAGCAUUGAAGGCUGCUUUAGAGAACUCGGAAACAAAGGAGGAUAAUUGCUCUUGAUGGCUGGCCUGUCUUACUUUCAUGGAUUUGACUGUAUAUUUCUCAACAAAUUUGCAAAUAGGUGACCUGUGCAUUGGAUUUUUCUUUAAUAUUUUCUGCUCAAUUCAUUUGCAAAUAGAUAGACUUGUGCAUUGGGGUUUUCUGCUCAAUUCAUUUGAUAUGAUUGAACGGUUUAAUCAUGUUACUAAAAGGAUUCUUUAUUAAUGUCCUAUUUUGUCACAUUCAUGAAUAGGAAGGGAUCAGAAUGCAGUAGCAAUGUAGCAUGUAAUGUCUCCAUAUUUUUAAAAAAUUGGAGAAUUGGAUAAUGGAAAGCAGAAAAUAUGUUUACUAGUACAA
Messenger RNA from Ipomoea triloba (trilobed morning glory), 1350 nucleotides. RefSeq names its product INO80 complex subunit D-like. Lineage: Eukaryota; Viridiplantae; Streptophyta; Magnoliopsida; Solanales; Convolvulaceae. The transcript is spliced from 2 exons. The record is from RefSeq and is a predicted model, not a curated record. Gene Ontology annotation, cellular component: NSL complex. Bases 280 to 1014 code for a protein of 244 amino acids.